Messenger RNA from Glycine soja, 2889 nucleotides. RefSeq names its product probable galacturonosyltransferase 6. The transcript has 8 exons. NCBI's taxonomy places the organism in Eukaryota, Viridiplantae, Streptophyta, Magnoliopsida, Fabales, Fabaceae. The record is from RefSeq and is a predicted model, not a curated record. The coding region runs from base 282 to 2045 and encodes 587 amino acids. Gene Ontology annotation, molecular function: polygalacturonate 4-alpha-galacturonosyltransferase activity.
GACUUGGCUCUUUCUCACCGACUGUCACAGAUUAGCUGACACUGCCGUGUCGGAACGAUAAACAUGGACAAACAAAGUUAAGCUUCGGUUUUCUGUAUCUUUCCUCUCUGUCUCGCUAACAGUAACAGGGUAAAGAGUAAGCGAAACCCUACGCGCGUGUUCCUUCCGGUGAAACUAUCUUAUCCUCUCCGGGAUCUGAAUCUGAGAAAUUUAAUGCACUACUACUUCUUCUCGAGAAGGAUCCAGAAGAAGAAGAAGAAGAAGAGCCACACUCACCGCCAAUGAGCAACAUCCGUCGCUGCCAGAGGAUUCUCAUCCUCUCUCUCUUCUUUCUCUCCGUCGUCGCUCCUCUCGUCUUCGUCUCUCACCGGCUCAACCUUCUCACUCUUCUCGGGAGAGGAGAGUUUCUCGAAGAUUUGUAUCGCGCUACAUACAGGGGAGAUACUUUGAAGUUAAAUGCUGUAGAACAGGAAGGUGCUGAAGGAUUAGAAGAGCCAAAUCAAGUUGUUUAUACGGAAAAAGAUUUUUCUUCGACAAUUAGUUACUUUUCAGAAAAGAAUAAUGAUUUUAAGGAAUCUAGAAUUGCCGGUUACAGAACUACCACUUUGGAAAGAAAUGUUUCAGGAUUCAAUCCCGAUAAAAGACAACACCAGGGAGCUCAGCAGAAUGAAUUAUCCUUCAUGGCUCAAGGUAGGAACAUACAUGAUUCACAGAGAAUGUCAGAGAAGAAUAUUGAAGUUACAAAUAAGAAAGUUCAGGAGAUUAAGGAUCAAAUUAUUUUAGCAAAAGCAUACUUGAAAAUUGCACCACCAAGCAGCAAUUUACGCUUGAGGGAUUUGGAGCAGCUAACGAGAGAGAUGGAAUUAGCAGUUGGAGAAGCUGCCCGGGAUUCAGAUCUGUCAAUGAGUGCUUUGCAGAAAAGGAGACACAUGGAGGCUUCACUGUCUAAAGUCUAUCGUGCUUUCCCAGACUGCUCUGCCAUGGGUGCUAAGCUCCAUAUGAUGCAGCGUCAGGCUGAAGAGCAAGUCCGUUCUCAGAGACAUCAAGCAACAUAUCUUGUUCAUAUUGCUGCGAGGACCGCCCCAAAAGGCCUUCACUGUCUUUCUAUGCGGUUGACUGCAGAAUACUUUUCCUUGAGGCCUGAGGAGAGAAAACUUCCAAAUGAAAAUAAAAUUCAUCAUCCUGACCUUUAUCAUUAUGCUGUCUUCUCUGACAAUGUUCUGGCAUGUGCAGCGGUUGUUAAUUCUACUAUCUCUACUGCCAAGGAACAGGAGAAACUUGUUUUCCAUGUAUUGACCAAAUCACUCAACUUACCAUCAAUCUCAAUGUGGUUCUUAAUAAACCCUCCUGGCAAAGCUACAGUCCAUAUACUGAGCAUAGACAACUUUGAAUGGUCGUCCAAGUACAAUACCUACCAGGAAAAUAAUUCCAGUGAUCCAAGAUACACUUCUGAACUGAACUACCUGCGUUUCUACCUUCCAGACAUUUUUCCUGCUUUAAAUAAGAUUGUGCUUUUUGAUCAUGAUGUGGUGGUGCAGAGAGAUCUCAGUGAACUAUGGAAUAUCAAUAUGAAGGGAAAAGUAAUUGGAGCCAUUGGAACUUGUCAGGAAGGAAAAAUCCCAUUUCAUAGGAUUGAUAUGUUCAUAAACUUGUCAGAUCCAUUAAUUGGAAAGAGGUUUGAUGUCAAUGCUUGCACAUGGGCAUUUGGGAUGAAUUUGUUUGAUUUGCAACAGUGGAGGAGACAUAAUUUAACUGUUGUCUAUCAGAAUUAUUUGCAAAUGGGUUUGUGGAACAUUGGAAGUCUACCUUUAGGCUGGCUGACUUUCUAUAACAAGACAGAGUUGUUGGAUAGACAGUGGCAUGUUCUUGGCCUUGGUUAUAGUUCGAAUGUCGAUCGAAAUGAGAUUGAGCAGGCUGCCGUUAUACACUAUGAUGGGCUUAGGAAGCCGUGGCUGGAUAUUGCAAUGGGCAGAUAUAAAAGUUAUUGGACCAAAUUUUUGAAUUUUGACAACAUUUUUUUGCAACAGUGCAAUCUCCAGGCAUAGUUCAAAAUUCAAAGUUCCCUCUACCUGACAUGACCGGGAUUCUGCAAUUGUUUAAAGUUCUCCAUAUCUCUGACCUCCCCAAAAUUUCCAUGCACUUCUUUCUAGAAACUUAGUAAAUUUAUAGUGACAAUCAAGAUGAGAGUCAGUGACGUGCAUUUUAGCUGCUUGCAGAUGCAAUUGGCUGUUGUGUAUAUAAUCUUUGGUGUCUCUUAAUUUAUGCCUACAUUCUUUGCCCUUUAGUGUGUAUUUGGUUGGGCGUCACAAGGCCUGGAUGUGAUUCAUGUUGAAGCAAUUUAUACUUUCUUUUGUGUUAUUUGAGAGAUUUUAAUGUGAAUUUGGAGGCAAAUGUGGAUCUUGGACUCCUAUCCUAACACAGUUAGUUCCAUGCGUCGACUGGGAGCUGGCCUAUUUGAAGAACAAAUUUGCAAAUUAGAGAUUACGGCUUUGUUCUGAAUUGUUCCGUGAGGAUGAUUUGAUCUCUAGUCUUUACAAAGUGGAAAGGAAUGGCCACUUCUCUGCAUAGUGUUUCCCAUAGCUAAUAUCUAGCUGUUUUUCAUUCUCUUUUCUCUGGUGGUUAUGGAAUAUCAGAAGUUAAAUUGGACAGGAGGGUAUUAUUAGGAAGGCUCAGAAGUCACAAUGGAUGAAGAGGCAGACCUAUUAUUUGUAUUUACAUUGAAUUAUUUGUUUAAAAUGCUGAUUUUUAUUGUUCUUUCAUGUGGCUGUGUUAUGACCCCUCUAGUUUUUGGAAAGUACUCUAGGGAAAUUUCCAUGUAUUUUGAGAGGAAUGUUAAUUAUACAUUAAUAUAUAUUUAUAUUAUUGGCUGAAAGUUAUUAAUAUUUAUAA